Messenger RNA from Motacilla alba alba, 4305 nucleotides. RefSeq names its product EPH receptor B3 (gene EPHB3). Gene Ontology annotation, biological process: axon guidance; cell surface receptor protein tyrosine kinase signaling pathway; protein phosphorylation. Gene Ontology annotation, molecular function: ATP binding; transmembrane-ephrin receptor activity; protein binding. The transcript is spliced from 16 exons. The record is from RefSeq and is a predicted model, not a curated record. Lineage: Eukaryota; Metazoa; Chordata; Aves; Passeriformes; Motacillidae. The coding region runs from base 231 to 3146 and encodes 971 amino acids. Gene Ontology annotation, cellular component: neuron projection; plasma membrane.
CUUGGAAAGUGAGCCCAGGUCCGCGGGGCAGCGCCGCUGCACCCGCAGCUUUGAGCGAGGAAAGAGGCUUUUGGCCCCGCUGGGUCCCGGGGGUUCCCGAGCGGGCAAAGCGGGUCGCACCGGCGAGAAGGAGGAGAAGAGGGCCCGGACGCGUUUUUGUCUGGGCACAAAAGUGUGCGAGGCUCCAGUCGGAGUGCCGGGGCGGCGGCGUUCCGGUGUCCGAGACCCUGAUGGACACAAAGUGGGUGACCUCUGAGUUGGCAUGGACAACUCAUCCGGAGACAGGGUGGGAAGAGGUCAGUGGUUAUGACGAGGCCAUGAACCCGAUCCGCACGUACCAGGUGUGCAACGUACGGGAGGCCAACCAGAACAACUGGCUUCGUACCAAAUUCAUCCAGCGCCAGGAUGUCCAGCGCGUCUACGUGGAGCUGAAGUUCACUGUGCGGGACUGCAACAGCAUCCCCAACAUCCCUGGCUCCUGCAAAGAGACCUUCAACCUCUUCUAUUAUGAGUCAGAUACGGAUUCUGCCUCUGCAAACAGCCCUUUCUGGAUGGAGAACCCCUAUAUCAAAGUGGAUACAAUUGCCCCAGAUGAGAGUUUCUCCAAGCUGGAGUCGGGCCGCGUGAACACCAAGGUGCGCAGCUUUGGCCCUCUCUCCAAGAAUGGGUUUUACCUUGCCUUCCAAGACCUGGGAGCCUGCAUGUCCCUCAUCUCCGUCCGGGCAUUCUACAAGAAAUGCUCCAACACCAUUGCUGGCUUUGCUAUCUUCCCGGAGACUUUAACGGGGGCCGAACCCACUUCCCUGGUCAUCGCACCGGGCACCUGCAUCCCCAAUGCAGUGGAGGUGUCCGUGCCCCUAAAGCUGUACUGCAACGGCGACGGCGAGUGGAUGGUUCCUGUGGGAGCAUGUACGUGUGCUGCUGGAUAUGAGCCCACCAUGAAGGAUACCCAGUGCCAAGCAUGCGGCCCAGGAACCUUCAAGUCUAAGCAGGGGGAAGGUCCCUGCUCUCCCUGCCCUCCCAACAGCCGGACCACCUCUGGAGCAGCAAUGGUCUGCACUUGUCGAAACGGCUUUUUCCGGGCAGACACAGACCCCGCAGACAGCGCCUGCACCAGUGUCCCCUCAGCCCCCCGCAACGUCAUCUCCAACGUGAACGAGACGUCGCUGGUGCUGGAGUGGAGCGAGCCACAGGACACGGGCGGGAGGGAUGACCUGCUCUACAACGUCAUCUGCAAGAAAUGCAGCGUGGAGCGGCGCCUGUGCACCCGCUGCGACGACAACGUGGAGUUCGUGCCGCGCCAGCUCGGCCUCACUGAGCGACGCAUCUACAUCAGCAACCUGAUGGCCCACACCCAGUACACUUUCGAGAUCCAGGCUGUGAACGGCAUCUCCAACAAGAGUCCCUACCCUCCCCAUUUUGCCUCUGUCAACAUCACCACCAACCAGGCAGCCCCAUCUGCCGUACCGACGAUGCACCUGCACAGCAGCACCGGGAACAGCAUGACGCUGUCGUGGACUCCCCCAGAGAGACCCAACGGCAUCAUUCUGGACUAUGAGAUCAAGUACUCGGAGAAGCAAGGCCAGAGUGAUGGCAUCGCCAACACAGUCACCAGCCAGAAGAACUCGGUGCGUCUGGACGGGCUGAAGGCCAAUGCUCGGUACAUGGUGCAGGUCCGGGCACGCACCGUGGCAGGAUACGGCCGCUACAGCCUCCCCACAGAGUUCCAGACAACUGCGGAGGGCGGUUCCACCAGCAAGACUUUCCAGGAGCUGCCUCUGAUUGUGGGUUCGGCCACUGCAGGGCUGGUGUUCGUCAUCGUGGUGGUGGUGAUUGCUAUCGUCUGCUUCAGGAAAGGGAUGGUUACUGAACACCUCCUCUCGUCUCCUUUGGGCAGGAAGCAGCGCAACAACACCGACCCUGAGUACACAGAGAAGCUGCAGCAGUAUGUCACCCCUGGGAUGAAGGUGUACAUUGACCCUUUCACCUACGAGGACCCAAACGAAGCUGUCCGGGAAUUCGCCAAAGAGAUUGACAUCUCCUGUGUGAAAAUUGAGGAGGUCAUUGGAGCAGGGGAGUUUGGUGAGGUGUGCCGUGGGCGCCUGAAGCUUCCUGGCCGCCGCGAGAUCUUCGUGGCCAUCAAGACACUGAAGGUGGGCUACACGGAGCGGCAGCGGCGGGACUUCCUGAGUGAGGCCAGCAUCAUGGGCCAGUUCGACCACCCCAACAUCAUCCACCUGGAGGGGGUGGUGACCAAGAGCCGCCCCGUCAUGAUCAUCACAGAAUUCAUGGAGAACUGUGCACUUGACUCCUUCCUCCGGCUGAAUGAUGGGCAGUUCACAGUCAUCCAGCUGGUGGGGAUGAUGCGAGGCAUCGCCGCUGGCAUGAAGUACCUUUCAGAGAUGAACUAUGUGCAUCGGGAUCUGGCUGCCCGCAACAUCCUGGUCAACAGCAACUUGGUCUGCAAAGUGUCUGACUUCGGGCUCUCUCGCUUUCUGGAGGAUGACCCAGCUGACCCCACCUACACCAGCUCCCUGGGAGGCAAGAUCCCAAUCAGAUGGACAGCUCCCGAGGCCAUCGCCUACCGCAAAUUCACUUCAGCCAGCGACGUGUGGAGCUACGGCAUCGUCAUGUGGGAAGUGAUGUCCUACGGGGAGCGACCUUACUGGGAUAUGUCCAACCAGGAUGUGAUCAAUGCUGUGGAGCAGGAUUACCGCCUGCCACCCCCCAUGGACUGCCCCACUGCACUGCACCAGCUGAUGCUGGACUGCUGGGUGCGUGACCGCAACCUGAGGCCCAAAUUUGCACAGAUUGUCAACACGCUGGACAAGCUCAUCCGCAAUGCUGCCAGCCUGAAGGUCAUCGCCAGCGUCCAGUCUGGCAUCUCCCAACCGCUCUUGGACCGCACUGUCCCAGAUUACACCACCUUCACCACCGUGGGAGACUGGCUGGAUGCCAUCAAAAUGGGACGGUACAAGGAGAACUUCGUCAAUGCUGGGUUUGCCUCCUUUGACCUGGUGGCACAGAUGACUGCGGAGGACCUGCUGAGGAUAGGGGUGACGCUAGCAGGGCACCAGAAGAAGAUCCUGAGCAGCAUUCAGGACAUGAGGCUGCAGAUGAACCAGACUCUCCCAGUGCAGGUUUGACCACAGGGGACUCUGCAUUGGAACGGACCAAGGGAACCUGCCAAAAAGGUUCAGUUUGCGGUGCAGCCCAGCUUCGUUUUCCCCUCCACAUGGCGCUCCUCUGCCUCGGACGGUCGCCUGGGACGGGAUGGGACGGGACACCCUUCCCUGGAUCGAAGGCACUCAUGCUGAGGGAGCCCAGCUUUUCGUCCCUUGUCCUGGAAUGGCGAGGCAGCAACACAUCUUCAUAUUGAAGAUGGAUUAUGGGACAGAGAUGGCACAUCCCACUUCCCACCCUGUCUUGGUGCUCAUCGGUUUGAAGAGUUGUUCUGCUUCUUGGAUUUCUUUUCACCCUGUUUUCCCCCAAUCCUCACUUCCCUCACCUCCCCGAGGCCACAGACUGUUGACCCGUCCGCCGAGUCCGUCAGACAUGUCCGAAGCCUUCCCUAAUUCUGUUCCCCACAUGGAAGCAGCCGGGGGAGGCCGAGCCAGCGACAGGGCUGGGGCCACCAGCCCCAGACAAUCACUCCUCUUCUCCAGCCCUGGCAAGCCCUCCGCCCAAGGGUCUGCACUGGAACGUGUCCGAAGGGAAGGCUUCUCUCCCUUUCUUGGCUUUGCACGCCAGAACCCGAACCCGAUUUACUAUGCAGGGAGUUAGGCAAAAAAAAAAAAAAAGAAAAAGGAAAAAAAAAGAGAUAUAUUAAAAAAAGAUAAGAGGGAGCAGAAAGGGGAGGGAGGGGGACCAGGUGCCCGGCUCCUCAUCUCUUACCCUCUUGGUUCUCCUGGCCGGCUCUGGACUGCAGAGCGAGGCCAUCAGCACGUUUGCACAGGGACCCUCCGCCCCCGGACCGACGGCAGCCGCGCUCCCCCCAGGGGCCGGAGAGCGGGGCUGGGGCGGGGGCUGCGCCGGGGGCCGCGGCUCCCCCAGCCUCCUCUUUUAUGCAGAAGGAGCAGGUGCCGCCGGCGCGGCUGCCCGCUCCUGACACACGCUGUGAUUGCUGCCAAAAGACUCACUCACCUUUCCCUGAGGAUUCACUGCAGCCCGGUUCCUCCGAGCCGAGGGAGAGACUCCCAGCGUGCCUGAGUGUGCGUGAGUGUGUGCAUGCGUGCGUGGGUGUGUGCUGGCCGCAGGACUGUGGGAGGCAAUGGGCAGAAUAAAGGCAAUAAGAAUUUUACCCGA